UACUGUUCCAUGAUGUCCUGCAAAGAGAAACCGCUUCCUUCUCAGACUCGUCAUACGGGCUUGGCAUGGUGAAUAAUACACAGAACAGUUUGUGCUUUCUUUAUAUGGUUACCAAGUUUCCUCAACUAUAAAGUGAAACGGCUGUACCGGGACAAUGGCUAACUCCAGUCUGAGGUAAGACCAGCAUAAAAAAACCCGUGCGUUACUUUACUUAAUAGUUUGUCAAAAAUAAAUACACAUAUGUGGUCUCAUACUGUUUUGAUGCAUGUAGUCUUUAUUCCAGUCAACUUGAUUGUGUAACAUGAUAAAAUAAUCGUAAUCAUCCGAAAAUAUUAUUCUUUUAUAAAGUUCAUGAGUUUAGACUUAAGACACAGAUAACCCAAUAUACAAUAUAAAUGACGUGAAAUAUAACAUUUUAACCUGAAGAUUUUUUAAAAUAUUUUUAUGUGGACAGAUAUUUAUUCACUGCUAUUUGUGUGGACAGGAAGGUUUUUAAAAACAAAUUCCAAUACGGUGGAAAAAGUACACAAAAUAUGACAUAAGGAAGAACGGGCUGAAAAAGCUUCUGAAUGAACUAACGACAAUCUCUCACCACACCCAAACUGAUCACACAGUCAAUAUUUUUUGGAACGUAGCCACAAUAAGGGCUGUAUCGUAUUACCUCAUCACCACCUGAUCUCGUGUACCAAUAAGAACUCGACUUGUAAACAUUUAGCAAGAAGGAACGCAUUUUACCAUGCAGGUCGCAGGUCUUAAUUUAGCAUGAAUUACAUUCAUGAAUUUAAGGUAUUAAGUGUGUUAAAUGAGAAUUUUACAUCGUCGGUUUUAGUCGAACACGUUCUUAAUUUUGGUGUUAUUUCAAUAUGUAGAAGACAGCAAAUGGUUUAUCAGGAAACAUGUAGAAUUAUCCAAUCACGUCAGGAAAUGGAGGCUGAGACCGAUGCACAUGCCGGAGGAACAGCUUCAGGACAGUCCGUGUACAUAAUCCAAAACACAAGGCAAAGGCUUCGAUCAGGCAAUCAGCAAAGAAGAUGAACUGGAUAAGGAUAAAACAGAAAUGUAAUGUUUGUAGGCCGUGUUGCAUGCUGAGGACUGGAGAUUGUUGACGGGGUUGAUCUGGCACGUGGCGUCACGCAUAUUGGUACAGACCAAGAACUUCAGUUAAUGUUCACAUCAAACAUCAAAAAGGGGGAAAAUAUGAUCUUUGAGCAUGGCAUGAUUGUUGGUACAGGAUGGAAUAAUGGUAAAUGGUCUGCACUUAUAUAGUGCUUUUUAUUGGUUCUCAUUCACACACACACACACACACACUAAUGUGUACAUGGUAGCAGAGCUGCCAUGCAAGGCACUAACUGGCCAUCGGGAGCAACUUGGGGUUCAGUGUCUUACCCAAGGACACUUCAACAUGUGGAGUCACGUGGGCCGGGAAUUGAACCGCCGACCCUACGAUUAGUGGACAACCCGCUCUACCACCCGAACCACAGCCACCCCACGGUGGUGCGAGUAUUUCUCAAUGUUAGGAUAGUGGGAGUUCCAGAGGGCCCUGACACCUGUACAACUGCUGCUGUAGCGGCCUUGUUAAAAGAGACGUUUGGUCUGGAGAAGGAGCCGGUUUUGGACCAGUCCCACCGGACCUUUCAGCCGAAACCCAAACCUGGUGAACGACCAUGAGCUAUUGUGUGCAGGUUCCACUAUCACAGUGACUGUGUUGACAUUUUACGCCGCGCGAGAGAGCUCCAGCGGAUUAAAGUGAUGGAUUUGACCAUCUCCGUUUUCCCUGACUACACAGCCAAGACAGCCCGGGCCCGGGCUGCGUUUAACGAGGUUCGGCGUCAACUUCGUGGUAUUGCGGGCGCUCGCUAUGGAAUACUUCACCCAGCUCGGCUUCGCAUUACAUAUAACGGUGUCCAGAAGGACUUUAUUUCAGCGGAGGAAACAGGAGACUAUGUUAAACUCUUGAUAUCGGGGUGAACUGCAUCACCUACACAGCGGAGUCUUUUUCGCUCUUCUUUUAUUUUUUGCACUCGGCCUUCCAGCUCCACAGAAUUCAGAUUCUUAUUGAAGAUAUCGUCGUUGCAUUACUCCACCUAGAUUUUGUGGACCUACUCCUCUUAAAUUUACUUCUGUAUUAAUGUGCUUCUCUGUUUUGAUACUCUGAUCGGGUUAGAGUUUCUGUUUAUAUAAUUUUAUUAGUGUUACCUCUUCGGCUUUACCUGCUACACUGUUAUUUGUUACAAGUCUUUAAAAGGUAAGGACGUUAUAUUUAUUAUAGUGUGCAGACUGUUUAUCAGUCUUGGUAAUUUUGUUGGUUAGUCCAGCUUACUCUCCGAGUUGUUUUCACAUUGUGGACAACGUUCGCUUUCUGUAGGAUACACUACUGUCUCAUUUGUUUAUGGAGACUUUGGAGGAUUGUGAGAGUAAGCAGAACAUGCCAAUGCUUUGAAGGAUGUGAUGUUAUUUAAUUGCGAAUCUGUUUUUAGAGGAUUUAAACCUAACAUGGUGAACAAAUUAUAUUAUAGAAUUCAGGCAAUUUUACUAGGGUUACCUCAUAUAGUGUAGCAAGUAAUAAUCUGGAAAGACCUUUGUAAUAUCAGUCUAAAACUGGAUUUAAAGAGAAGCAAAUUAGUAAAUGAAUCACAUGAAAAUGUAUCACUUGUAUAUGAAUCACAUGAAAAUGAAUCUCAUGAAAAUGAAUCAUACGGAAAUGAAUCACAUGUAAAUGAACCAUAUGAAAAUGAAUAAAUAAAUUAAAGACACAAUUAAAGACAUAAUUGCUUGUUUAAAAAAAGAAGAAAAAUGAGCAUGUACGUAGGAGAACAAAAUCUCUGAUUUAUUUUUCACGAUGACGUACUGAGGUCUUUUUAUAAAUCGAACUUUCUACAAAAUGGACGAUCAGAGAUUCACUUUUAACAUGUGGUUAAUGUUAUAUGUUUAUGCUCAGGUGUCAGUUGCAAUGGGAUGUGUGAGUGUUUACAAACGCUAUGACGAGAAUUGUAAUGUCAAUUAAAAAAACCACAAGCUUUUUGUUCUGGAAUUCGGGUGUGUUCAAAAGAAUAAAUCGAUACCUACCUGCAAGUUCCUUUUUUUAUUGAUUUGUUUUCAUUUAUUUCUGCAUUCAAGACUAAAAAAAAAAAUUAAAAAAAGAAAAAAAAAAAAAAAAAAAAAAAAAAAAACCUGUUCUGACCCCUCCCCCUCAAACAAUACUCCUAUAAUUACAGUGUUACCGUAACAAAAUAUUGUGUUCAGAAGUACGGGUGUAAAAGCUUAGUAACCAAUUCAUUGUUAUGUAAGCGAAUGAAUCUGCGAUUAUUUCCCCCUCCGAUGUCAGUAUGAACAGAGGUUGGGGUGGUAUUUUGCUCUAAUGUAACAGGAAACGUACUUGAUGAAGCUGAAAUGUAAAACACAGAGGAAUUACAUGUACUUCUGUCAUGUCGAGUCAGCGUUUAAAUCUUAAAAAGCAGUGAAGUUUUUGAAUUACCUUAUUGAUCCGUCGUGUCCUGCAAAGAGAAACCGCUUUUUUCUCAGACUCGUCAUACCGGCUUGGCAUGGUGAAUAAUACACGGAACAGUUCAUGCUUUUUUAAUCUUUUUAUCAUUUCCUCAACUAUAAAGUGAAACGGCUGUACCGGGACAAUGGCUAACUCCAGUCUGAGGCAGGCCAACACAAAUACAGGAAGGCAGAGGAAGAGGAACAUCAUCGUAAAUGGAGAGACUUGCUCUCAGAAGGAAGAGAAACCACCAGUUCCUUCCCAGAAGAAAAAGAAGAUAAGAAUGACCAUUAGUAAGAUCUUCAUCAACAUUUCCAUCGGGUUGUGCAUUUUCAGCCUCGUCUGGUUCUCCUACACCCUGUACAUGCGCUCGGCCUUGUCCAGGAGAGCAGUGACGCUUCAUCCUUCACCUCGGGUCUUAGAUGCAAACAGCACCACCGCCGCCGUGUCUCCCGAGAGGUUCUGGGGCUCUUAUCGGCCGCAGGUUUAUUUCGGCAUGAAAACAAGAAGUCCGAAAUCUGUCGUUACAGGCUUGAUGUGGAUGAGUCAAAUCUUGGACAAUGACGUGAAGCUGAGGCACACGUGUGAGCAGGGGGAUGGAUUGAGUUCCUUUGGCUGGCUGAUGCACGACGGGGUUAAUUUUGGCAUGCAGCAGAUCCGGGACACCGAGUUCACCCUGACGACGACUUUCGUGAAACGCCUGGGAGGGGAACACGGUGGGGACUGGACCUGGAGAAUCACAGGCAGGCAGCACAGCACUGCCCCUCAUGCGCCGGUCAUCUCACUGAUGUUCUACGUGGCUACAGAUACCCAGGGUUCCCUGCAAGCUCACAUAGAGAAUAGGACACGCCUGAGCCAUGUUACAGGCACUUCAGAGGAACUAGGAGACUUCAAAAUCACUUUCAAAAAACCUACCAACAGAGAGGAGGCUACCAAUAAAUACGCCAGCUAUAAUUACUUGCAGACGCUGAGCCCUGGUCUGGACCAAUUAACAGACAUCGUGAAGAACAGCCUGAGUCGCAGAUUUGUUUUUAGUCCAUCCAGUGCCGAGAAGAGUCUUUACAUUGCUGUGGAUACCUACAGACCUCCUCUGCAAGCGCAAAAAGAUAACCGCGUCCAGAGUGACUUUGUGGUGCACCAGGUUACUGUCCAGGUUCCCUUCCAGAUUGAGGUUUUGUUUGAGUCUGGAAGUUUCCAUGACCGACCCAACCAGUUGAAGGGCUCGGUGCUGACUGAGGAGCUUACGAGGCUGAAGUUGUCUUACAAUGAGAAGUUUGAGAAGACGUUCGGACUUCAGAAUAAAGGGUUUACUCCAGCCCAGGUGAGGUUUGGCAAGGCUGCUUUAAGCAACAUGCUUGGUGGUAUGGGCUACUUUUUUGGACAGUCAGUGGUGCGGUCACCAUAUAGCGAGCACGCCAUAUUUUACCCAGAGGGUGCCUUGUUCACUGCUGUGCCCUCCCGCUCCUUCUUCCCAAGGGGUUUCCUGUGGGACGAAGGCUUCCAUCAGCUCCUCAUCCGUAAGUGGGACCCCCAGGUGACGCGGGAGGCUCUUGCUCAUUGGUUGGACUUGAUCAGUGUGGAGGGCUGGAUCCCACGUGAACAGAUCCUGGGUGAUGAGGCGCUCAGCAAGGUCCCUUCAGAGUUUGUAGUGCAGCACACUGAAAAUGCAAACCCUCCUACAUUCUUUCUUGUCCUGGAGGAGUUUUUGGAGCACCUUGAGGCGCAUCCAGAUGCACCACAGUUUCGGAAUUCUCUACCUUUCCUCCGAAGGUUGUACCCCCGACUGCAGACUUGGUUCGAGUGGUAUAACACCACUCAAGCUGGACCCUUGCCCAGCUCCUACCGUUGGCGUGGCAGGGACAAGGACACCAACCUCUUCCUCAACGCUAAGACCUUGACUUCCGGGUUGGACGACUACCCCCGUGCAUCACACCCUUCUGAGGAUGAAAGACAUGUGGAUUUGUACUGUUGGAUGGUGCUUGCAUCACGGACCAUGACGAGCAUGGCGCGACUGCUCGGAGAACCCCAUCAGGAAUACGAGCGCACCUACCAGACCCUCAGCAACAACAGCCUUCUGAGUGAGUUGCACUGGUCCGAGCAGCUUCAUGCCUUCUGUGACUACGGUAACCACACUCAGGCUGUAUCACUGCAGCAAGAAAAGGUUGUUGUGCCACCUGGACAGAUGAGGCACCAGUUACCAGUAAAACGCCUGGUGCGGUCAGUACGCAAAGCCCCAAAGCUUCAGUACGUCAAUGCGCUUGGCUACGUUAGUCUGUUUCCAUUCUUGCUUCAUGUCCUGACACCUGACUCCCAAAAACUCGAGCACAUUUUGAAAGACAUUCAAGAUCCUGCUCGCUUGUGGACACCCUAUGGCUUGCGCUCACUUUCCCGUUCAGACCCAAUUUAUAUGAAGCGCAAUACAGAGCACGAUCCCCCUUACUGGCGUGGUGCUAUAUGGAUCAACAUCAACUACCUGGCACUAAGGGCGCUGCACCAUUACAGCAGUAUAGACGGACCAUACCAGGAGACGGCUUCUGACCUCUAUCAAGAGCUCAGGACUAACAUCAUCAAUAACAUUUACAAACAGUACCAUGAGACUGGAUAUAUCUGGGAACAGUACAGUGACAGCACAGGUCGGGGACAGGGUAGCCACCCUUUCACAGGCUGGUCAGCUCUGAUUGUACUCAUCAUGGCUGAAGAAUACUGACUCCCCUGCAGGUGAUAUACAAGCCUUUUAUACAGUAAAUCAAACUUUCACCAAAAUGAAAUAUCAGAAAAAAUAUUUCAGUUUUCAAACUUCUUUAACGUGAUAAAUCUAUGCUCAGGUGUGAAUUGCAAUGGGAUGUAAGAGCAGGGUAUGGAAUUCUGGUGUGCUCAAGAGAAUAAAUCAAUACCAACCAGCAAGAUCCUGUUUUUUUUUUUUUUCCUAUAUUGAACAUUGAAAGACUUCAAAAAAGAUUGAAAACUGCUUCAGAUCAGAUUGUCAAAAUGUUAAAAAACAACCUUUAAUCAGAUGUUGAAAUUGGCUCAAUUAAAAAGAGAUUUUAAAUUUUAACCUCACAUAACCUCAUGCAAAUCCCAAGGCAAGAAAUAAGGCGGUUUCUAGCAACCCCUUCCUGACCCAUGGUACGCACUGAAGCCAGAUCUUAAGGUUUUUGACAGUCUUCAUGGAUAAAGCUGAUUGAGCAAGCUCAACCAACAACAAUGAAACUGUAGCGCUUAGCCCAGUCCAUGACAUUGUCUCUCCACCCUGACGAGUGAAGGCCAACAACUGACGUCGACUGACCGAUUUUUUUGUUGCACAUUGUUUCCAUGGAGAGUCGUUGUGGUAGACGUGCAGUUCAUGAGAUUUUAAUACAAUGC
Ictalurus punctatus (channel catfish) is the source of this 6847-nucleotide messenger RNA. Its product is annotated as mannosyl-oligosaccharide glucosidase. The record is from RefSeq and is a predicted model, not a curated record. The transcript has 5 exons. Gene Ontology annotation, biological process: protein N-linked glycosylation; oligosaccharide metabolic process. Lineage: Eukaryota; Metazoa; Chordata; Actinopteri; Siluriformes; Ictaluridae. Gene Ontology annotation, molecular function: Glc3Man9GlcNAc2 oligosaccharide glucosidase activity. Gene Ontology annotation, cellular component: endoplasmic reticulum membrane. Bases 3630 to 6191 code for a protein of 853 amino acids.